This is a messenger RNA of Sparassis crispa, 2796 nucleotides long. Its product is annotated as Ribosomal protein arginine N-methyltransferase rmt3. Bases 1 to 2796 code for a protein of 931 amino acids. Gene Ontology annotation, cellular component: nucleus. The transcript is spliced from 13 exons. Lineage: Eukaryota; Fungi; Basidiomycota; Agaricomycetes; Polyporales; Sparassidaceae. Gene Ontology annotation, molecular function: protein-arginine N-methyltransferase activity. Gene Ontology annotation, biological process: peptidyl-arginine methylation. The record is from RefSeq and is a predicted model, not a curated record.
AUGGCGCUCCGUCUAUCCGCAAACCAUCUCCACCCCUCAGAGUCCGGGUCAGAGUCAGACGGGCACUCCAGCUCGUCGCAGGAAGAAGAUGAAGACCUCACCUGGGAGGACUGGGUGUCCGACUCGGUGGACAACCGCCCGUGCAGGUCGCUCUUCGACCAGGACAAGACGUUCACGACCGUCGCGGAGGCGCUCAAUCACGACAGGCUGGUGUACGGGGUCGAUGUGGAGGAUAUCACUGCCCGGCUAUUCCUCGAUUCGUACCAGCGAAUACGCCUGAUCAAUUGGAUACGAAAGGAGAAACCCGCGCCGGCAGAGGUAGUUGCGCUGCGGGGCGAUGAACCCUUCUUGUGUUCUGAUGAGUAUCUCAUUCCAGCACUCGAGGACGAUCCGCUCCUUCAAGUCCAGUCAGGACACUGGUCAGAGGAAGAGUGGGAAGAGGACGUCGAGGCAGUCGGUCCGCCUACAGAUCUGGCCGGCGCGUUACGCAGAAUCGCAGCGCUGGAGAAGAAGCUGCAGCAAGCGAGACAGGACUUGUCGGACUACCGCGAAUUCGUGGGCCAACGUCUCAACCUCGCCGGUAUGUCGGAGGCCCUGAAAGAGCCCGCGGCGUCCUCGAGCACGCGCCUCGCGGUUCCCUUGCGCGACGACGACUCGCACUACUUCCAGAGCUACGCCGAGAAUGAUAUACACGCCGUGAUGAUCCAGGACAAGGUGCGCACGGCGACGUACGCGAAAUUCAUCCAGUCCAGCCCGGAGCUCUUCAAAGAUGCGGUCGUCCUGGACGUCGGGUGCGGCUCGGGUAUACUGUCGCUCUUCGCCGCGCGAGCCGGGGCAAAACGCGUGAUUUCUGUCGAGGCAUCUCACAUAGCGGAGAAAGCGGAGCGGAUCGUGAAGGACAACGGUCUGGAAGAUACGAUCACUGUCGUUCAAGCGAAGGUGGAGGACAUCACUCUUCCGGAUGGGAUCGAGCAGGUGGACGUCAUCAUCUCGGAGUGGAUGGGCUACGCACUCCUGUACGAGUCGAUGCUGGACUCGGUCUUGCGUGCGCGGGACCGCUUCUUGCGCCCUGGGGGUGUCAUGGCGCCGAGCCAAUGUAAGAUGAUGUUUGCUCUGUGCGAGGCUGGCGAGAUAUUCAAAGAGCGUGUAGGAUUCUGGAGCGAUGUAUACGGCUUUGACUUGUCCGCCAUGGGCCGGGACGUCUACGAGGACGCCAUCGUCGAUAUCGUAGGACCAGAGACGAUCUACAGCGAGGCGUACACCAUCAAGGACCUCUACCUCGGAGACGUCAUCUCGAGACAGCUCGACUUCUCGACGCCGUUCACGCUGGUCUCGACGGCGGAGCGGCGCACGAAGAUCCACGCGUUCGUGCUGUACUUUGACGUGUUCUUCACCGCCACGGGCGAGCCGAUCCCGCCGGACACGGACGUGUACCUCGCGCGCGAGGGCGACCCACUCCUCGCGGAGGUGUGGCCGCUCGGCGGGCGGGCGCACACCGCGCGGCGCCUCAGCAUGGGCGAGCCGCUCAAGGGCAAGGGCCGCCCGAAGGUCACGAGCUUCAGCACGGGCCCGGCGUCGGUGUCGACGCACUGGAAGCAGACGCUGUUUUUGCUCCGGGAGCCUAUGACCGUCAGCGAAGGGACGACGGUGCAGGGGACGUUCAAGUGCCGGAAGAGCGCGACGAAUAGCCGGGAGCUGGAUGUCGAGAUUCAUUAUGUUGUCCAGGAGCCGUCCGAGGCUGCUGCGGUUGGCGAUGCGGUGGUGCAGAUGUUCAAGAUCGCCCUCUCCGCAUUCCACCACGUCGUCCUUCCAGCUCUCCAAUCUGUUCGACGUCUCUGGCAAGGUCGUGCAGCUGGUCACCGGUGGCAGCCGGGGGAUCGGCAAAAUGAUCGCGACGGGCUUCGUGUGCAAUGGUGCCAGGGGUCGCGAAGGUGUACGUAUCGGCGCGCUCUGCGCAAGACCGCGACGGAGCUCGACGCGCUGGGCCCGGGGAGGUGCGUCGCCCUCCCCGCGGACCUGCAGGAGCUCGAAGAGGUCGAGCGGCUCGUGCGCGCGCGAAGAGGUGCUGCACGUCCUCGUGAACAACGGGGCUCGACGAUGGACGCGUACCCGGUGGGUUGCUUUGCUCUCUCGCCGGGAGCGGGGCGGAGUCUGAUGGCUGGACGCUGGACGCUGGACGUUUGGCGCACGACGCGGCGUUCACGGAGCUGCUCACGCUCAACACGCAGCGGGUGUUCACGCUCACGCAGACGUGUCUUCCCCUCCUCCGCCCUGCGCGCGGCCGCCGUGUUCAAGCACCCGGCGCGGAUUUAUCAACGUGGGUGCGCAAAACACGCUCGGCGCCGCUUUUUUCUGAUUCAGCUCGUGUGCGUUGGGUCCGUCAACGGACUGUGGGUCACCAGGCUGGAGACGUACGCGUACUCCGCGCUGCACCACCCGAGCUGGCACUUCGCCGGUCGCGGCUCGGGCUGGGGAGGGCAUCACGCGCAACACCAUCGCGUGCGCUCAGCCCUUCCUUGCGUCCCGUCUUCGCAUCCCGCUGCUGCUCGUCCCCCUUCGUUCAGGCGCGUUCGAGAGCAAGAUGAUGGCGCACACGCCGGCGAGCUGAUCAAGCGCUCCACGCCCCUCCAGCGCAUCGGCGCGCCCGAGGACGUCGCGGGCGCCGCGCUGUUCCUCGCCAGCCGCGCUGGACGGCGGGUCGCCGGUCGCGAUGCGGGACAUGCGGGCGAUCUACGCGCCCCCAAGCUUCAGGCUCCGGCGCGGGGGGCGACGUCCCCCAUCUACGGGUGUGUAUAG